Molecule: messenger RNA, 3590 nt
Organism: Arvicola amphibius (Eurasian water vole)
Lineage: Eukaryota; Metazoa; Chordata; Mammalia; Rodentia; Cricetidae
Product: protein arginine N-methyltransferase 9
Exons: 13
Coding region: 167-2791 (874 amino acids)
Biological process (GO): peptidyl-arginine methylation
Molecular function (GO): protein-arginine omega-N monomethyltransferase activity; protein binding
Source: RefSeq, a predicted model, not a curated record
GGCUGCCCGAUGCGGAGAAGGCGGGGUUUCGCUCUGUGUAGCGGUGAGCGCGGUUUCCUUCUGCGCCUUCUGUUGCUGCCUUGGGUGCCAGGGAAGUGAGGCGUCGAGAGUCUCUUUUCCCGGAGGAGAGCGCCUUCCUCGAGGGCUUCGGAGGGGAGCCUGAGCCAUGCCGAACUCGCGACCCAGACCCCGGCGGGGGGGUGGCGCAGGUGCGGCCGGCCGUGAUCGGCUGGUGGCGCGGUCCUUGCAGAGCGCUGAGCACUGCCUGGGCGCCCGGGACUUCGGCACUGCCUAUGCUCAUUACCUCCUAGUGCUCAGCCUGGCGCCGGAGCUCAAAGACGACGUGAAGGAAACUUUUCAGUAUACACUUUUCAAGUGGGCUGAAGAGCUUGAUGCACUCAGUCGAGUACAGGACUUACUUGGUUGCUAUGAGCAGGCCUUGGAACUCUUUCCUGAUGAUGAAGUGAUUUGCAAUAGUAUGGGAGAGCAUCUCUUCAGAAUGGGCUUUCGAGAUGAGGCAGCUGGGUAUUUUCAUAAAGCAGUGAAGCUCAACCCUGAUUUCAGUGAUGCAAAGGAGAACUUCUAUCGUGUUGCAAACUGGCUGGUGGAGCGCUGGCACUUCAUCAUGCUCAAUGACACCAAGAGGAACAGGAUUUACAAUGCAGCAAUCCAGAAGGCAGUGAGCUUGGGGUCCAAGAGGGUUUUGGAUAUUGGCGCAGGAACUGGAAUACUGAGCAUGUUUGCUAAAAGAGCCGGUGCACACUCAGUGUAUGCCUGCGAGUUAUCCAAGACCAUGUAUGAGCUUGCCUGUGAUGUCGUGACUGCAAACAAGAUGGAAGCUGGAAUUAAGCUCCUCCACAUGAAGUCACUUGACAUAGAAAUUCCAAAACACAUUCCUGAAAGAGUGUCCCUAGUUGUAACAGAAACUGUCGAUGCAGGUGUGUUUGGAGAAGGAAUUGUGGAGAGUUUAAUUCAUGCGUGGGAGCAUUUGCUUCUGCAACCAAAGACCAAAGGAGCAAAUGGAAAUUGUGGACAGUAUGGGAGAGUCAUACCAGCAAGUGUUGUUAUAUUUGGGAUGGCAGUAGAGUGUUCAGAGAUACGAAGACAUCAUAGGGUGGGCACUAAGGACAUUGCUGGUGUCCGUUUGCCAGCAAGUGUGAAAUUUCAGAGCCCAGCCUCUUCUGCAGAAACUGGAGAAGCAGUUGAACCAUAUACAACUGAGAAGAUGAGUCGGAUCCCUGGAGGGUAUUUGCCUCUGACAGAGUGCUUUGAAAUUAUGAAAGUGGAUUUCAACAGUCUUCAGGAAUUAAAGAGUCUUGCAACUAAAGAGCCACACCCCCUCAGUGUUCCUGCUACUAAAGAAGGCGUGCUGGAUGCUGUCAUGGUUUGGUUUGUUCUCGAGCUCGAUGAUGAAUACAGUCUGUCCACAAGUCCUGAGGAGGAAACCUGUUGGGAACAGGCUGUUUACCCAGUACAGGCCCUUGCAGACUACUGGAUAAAGCCUGGGGACCAUGUGACAAUGGAAGCAUCUUGUCAAGAUUGUUACCUAAGAAUCCAGAGUAUCAAUAUCGUGCAUUUGGAACAUGAAAUGGAAGUUAUAAAGCAUUUUACCAAGAGUGAAGACUUGCUGUCUCUAGGGAAUGAGGCUGAGCUCUGUAGUGCUCUGGCUAACCUUCAGACCAGUAGAGCAGAUGCUCUGGAGCAGCUCUGUGUGUUAGAACCUGCAGAGAUUGCUUUGCUCAAUAACAUUCCAUAUCAUGAAGGCUUUAGGAUGGCCAUGAGGAAGGUGUUGUCUUCGCUGGCCCCAGAGAAACUGUGCCAGCCCGUGGAUCUUCAGUGUCAGGACUCAGAGAUGAACUCUGGAAGUGAACAGGGUGCUACUGCACCGAGCACCUCUGACCCUCUCUAUGUGUUGGAUGUGUCCGAAGGCUUCUCUCUUCUGCCUAUAAUUGCUGGAACACUUGGUGAGGUUAAGCCCUACAGUUCUGUGGAGAAAGACCAGCAUUGUGUUGUUUUGGACCUCAUAUCUGAAGCCAAUCACUUCCCUAAGGAAACACUGGAGUUUUGGCUGAGACAUAUAGAAGAUGAAGCUGCUGUGUUGCAAAGGCCCAAAUCAGAUAAAUUGUGGAGCAUAAUUAUAUUAGAUGUUAUUGAGCCAUCUGGGCUCAUUCAGCAGGAAAUAAUGGAAAAAGCUGCAAUAUCCAGAUGUUUAUUGCAGUCUGGAGGCAAGAUCUUCCCCCAGUACGUCUUGAUGCUCGGGAUGCUCGUGGAGUCGCAGACACUGGUAGAAGAGAGUGCUGUUCAAGGAACAGAGCACACUCUUGGGUUAAACAUAGCACCUUUUAUUAACCAGUUCCAGGUGCCUAUUCGUGUGUUUUUGGAUUUAUCUUCGUUGCCAUGUGUCCCUUUAAGCCAGCCAGUGGAACUCUUGAGAUUAGAUCUGAUGACGCCAUAUCUGAACACUUCCAGUAGAGAAGUAAAGGUCCGCAUUUGUAGAUCUGGACGAGUGACCGCUGUCCCAUUUUGGUUUCAUUUGUGCCUUGAUGAUGAGGUCAGGCUGGACACCUCAGGUGAAGCCUCCCACUGGAAGCAAGCUGCCGUGGUUCUGGACACCCCCAUCCAGGACAUCCCAGAAGAGCAGAGCCCUCCUGACAAUGCAGGCCAACAUCCAGACUUUGAAGAUACAGUGUCUUCACCGGACACGCUCUCUGAUGACCAGCUGUCAGAAGACGCCAUGAACAACAUCACAGACAUGAAGAAGGAGCUCCUUGACACAUCAGCAGACUCCUAGAGAGCUGCCACAGCUCAGAAAAACAUACAUGUUAUCAUAUAUAUUUGUUUUCCCGGAGACCCAGAGCAUACUGAACACACAAGUCUGCUCUCCUCAUCUCCACGUGAUGCAGGUUCUCCAGGUUCAAGGAUAUCCUCGCCCCAGGGCCAGUAUCAGGGCUUUGGAUACACAAUUACUCCCCAGAAUGUAGCUGCUGCAGCCAAGCUCUGUGAAGACAUCAUGAUUGACAUCCCAGAAGAGCAGGGCCCUCGUGACGAUGCAGGCCAAUAUCCAGACCUGGAAGAGUCGUCACAGGACACGCUCUCUGCAGACCAGCUGUCUGAAGACGCAAUGAAUGACAUCCCAGACGAGCAGAAGAAGCUCCUUGACACAUCUGCAGACUCCUAGAGAGCUGCAACAGUCGUCUUUGUGUAUAGGACAAGAUCUGGACAGUUUAGAAUGUUGGAAAAUUUCAAAGAUAGGCAAAAGCCAGAUAUAACUACUCUAUAAUAUACACACAUAUAAUACUAAUGCAUACAAAUAAUAUGUAUGUGUUUUAUAUAUCACAGUGUCUAAAUUUCAAACAGUAGGUAACAACUUCAGCUGAGUGCUCUUGCAUUUCUCAAGAGGAUGGACAUUUGAAAAUAAAGAAAAAAAAAUCAGUGGUUCUUACCACUGCAUAAAUGUAAUACUCUGGACUGAAAAUGUAAAUAUAAAAUUCAGAUUAAUUUAAUCAUAAUCAUGUGGCAUUUAAGUUUACAUAAUUAUUCUUCAAUUACAUGUCUGUCAAUAAAUCCGAUACCGUUUUCUGAAAUUCUUA